UCCCCAGCCAACCCGUGGCCAUGCCCAAGCCAAAACACUCUUCAACUUCUUCAAAAGGCGUUUGAACGACUAGACAUCGGCAAAAAUCUCACGCGUCACACAGCGCGGUGUGGAGCACCCCCCCUAGCCGGAUAUGCUGGGACUGGGACCGUACUGGCCCGAGAAAAACGUCUUACUUACUUGAAUGUUCGGUGACCAGGUUGAUAGUGGACCGCGGUGUGUUUUACCUAGUUUUCCGUCGAAGUGAAGCCUGCUGAGCCUGCUGCCGUCUACUGCUGCUCCAAGCCGACACCCGACACCGUACCGUGCUGCUGUCGGGAUCGAGCGUCGUCGUCGGGCCGUUGGUGUAGUCGCAGCUCGGUCGCUAAGUUGUCCGGACCACUCGGCCGAGUGCUACUGUUCUUGCGAUAGUGUGCCAUUUGUUUACACCAUGGCGCCCAACUGUGUUCUGUGCGAAUUUCCCAAAAGUAAAUUGAAAUGCUCGCUCUUCCGAUUCCCACCGGCUGAGAAGGAGAGCACACUGCGUCAAAGCUGGUUGGAAUACUGCGGUUUGACCUCUGAGCCCCGGAAAAGUAUGUACCUCUGUGCGAAUCACUUUAGGCGGUCCGAUAUGGACAACUUCAGCUCUAAAGUAUGUCUCAAGCAGCGUGCCGUUCCAUCUGUACCGCGAGAGGAGUGGAUGCCUCUUGUACCUAAAAGAACAAUUAGAACGUACGAUUUUAUUCCUGGAUCCCCCGGCUGGAUAGAGGUCCAGCGUCGUCGCCGCGCCAUCCAACUGGACCUUGAACGGUCAAGGACAGCAUUUAAAGAAAUGGUGCACAAACGGUACGGAUUGAAGAUGGAUUCACCACCACCACCACUUGCCCCCUUGUCCACCGAGCCCACCGAGGAGGCAAUUAAUUCUUCGGGCAACACUAUGUCCUCAGCCCCACCUGAUGUGAAAUUAAUUCCAACCCUGCCCAUAGGAGAUAAAAUCAAUAUCGAAAUGGGUGCUCAAAAGAAGGAACCGGAAGUGUCACAGAUUGCACCCUCACCCCACCUCUCUUUCUGGCAGAGACAGCUCGAGUCAUCGACACAUACGCCAACGGAAAGUAUGGGUGACAUCGUUAAGACGGAGGUGUGCACAAACGUGUGACAACUGGCGACACACAAUGAAGAGAAUUUGCACAAGGCGUCACAGCAAGAUCUUAUCCUGUUGUGGAAGCCACAAAAAAUAAUUUUAUUUUAAACUGAUUAAUCGGAAAUAAGCAGCAAAUUUUCAUGACUAGGACGAUGGCACGACGUCCUUUCUCAGCUCAAGGAUGUAGCCGACCGCGUAUGACCCUCAAACUGUAUUUUAUUUUUAUCAAACACGUUUACACUGUCAACAGUUAACCACGAAAACAAUAACAAAAUAAAUGAAAAACACUGAGUUGA
Messenger RNA from Frankliniella occidentalis (western flower thrips), 1416 nucleotides. RefSeq lists its product as uncharacterized. The transcript has 4 exons. Bases 431 to 1135 code for a protein of 234 amino acids. Lineage: Eukaryota; Metazoa; Arthropoda; Insecta; Thysanoptera; Thripidae. The record is from RefSeq and is a predicted model, not a curated record.